AUGGAUCACACCACUAGUACUGUAGAUAUGGAUAAGGAGAGGUUAACGGCUGAGCUCGCCAUCAAAGACGACUCCACUUCCGUCGUCAUCAAAAUCCGUCGAAAGCUUCCUGAUUUUUUACAAUCUGUCAAGCUCAAAUACGUCAAGCUUGGUUAUGGCUAUUCUUGUAAUCCUGCAACUCUUCUUUUGCUUCUUCUUCUUUUUCCCUUGUUCAUCGCCACUCUCAUUCAGCUCACCGGCCUUAGGCUCGACAGCUUCUCACAAAUCUUCACCAGCUUCGACACCGCCACUGGUCUCACCGGUUCUGUUCUUUUGCUCUUCCUCUCCGGAGUUUACUGGGCAAAGCGUCCAACUCCCGUCUAUCUUGUCGACUUUGCUUGCUACAAACCCCAAGAUGACUGCAAAAUGGCCAACCAAUCCUUCACGAAGAUGUCCGAGGAUUCCGGGUUUUUCGAGCAAGAUACGAUGCACUUCCAGAAAAGGAUAGCCACCCGGUCUGGUUUAGGGGACGAGACCUAUCUGCCCAAAGGUAUCACUGCUCGACCCCCACAACUCAACAUGAGAGAAGCCCGAGAAGAAGCGGAGCUUGUCAUGUUCGGUGCCCUCGACUCCCUCUUCAGCAAGACCGGCGUUAGACCACAAGAGAUCAGCAUCCUUAUCGUGAAUUGCAGCUUGUUCAAUCCCACCCCUUCCCUCUCUUCCAUGAUCGUCAACCACUACAAGCUCCGACCAGAUAUCAUGAGCUUCAACCUCGGCGGAAUGGGCUGCAGUGCUGGCCUUAUCUCCGUCGACUUGGCCCAACACCUUCUCAAGGCCAACCCUAACUCCUACGCUGUCGUCUUGAGCAUGGAAAACAUCACCCUUAACUGGUACUCGGGCAAUGAUCGUUCCAUGCUUCUGUGUAACUGCAUUUUCCGUAUGGGUGGAGCUGCCAUGCUGCUCUCCAACAAGUCCAGGGACCGACGAAGAUCCAAGUAUGAGUUGGUUCACACGGUCCGAACCCAUAAGGGAGCAGACGACAACAGCUACAACUGCAUCUACCAGAGAGAGGACGACAAGGGUAUUGUGGGGGUUUCGCUGGCUCGGGAACUGAUGGCGGUGGCUGGAGACGCACUCAAGACAAAUAUAACAACAUUGGGACCCCUGGUGCUGCCGUUUUCGGAACAGUUGAUGUUCUUUGUGACGCUUGUGAAAAGGAAAGUGUUAAAAAUGAAGGUGAAGCCAUAUAUUCCGGAUUUCAAGCUGGCGUUUGAGCAUUUCUGCAUCCAUGCGGGUGGGAGAGCGGUGCUGGAUGAGAUGGAGAAGAAUUUGAAUCUGACGGAGAGGCACAUGGAGCCAUCAAGGAUGACACUGCACCGGUUUGGGAACACGUCAAGCAGCUCGUUGUGGUACGAGUUAUCGUAUGCAGAAGCAAAGGGACGGGUUUCGAAAGGGGAUCGUGUGUGGCAGAUUGCAUUCGGGUCGGGUUUCAAGUGUAACAGUGCGGUAUGGAGAGCACUGAAGACGAUUCCGGGAGGAUGUGAAGGUAACCCAUGGGCGGAUUGUAUCGACAGGUACCCAGUAAAGGUUCCAGUUGCAUAAGAAAGCAAGGCUCCAACUCCAACUCCAACUCCAACUUCAACAUAUAUAAAAAUAUACUUGGAAUUAAUUAAUGAAGCUGAUGAGGAUUGGCGGUGUUAUAUAAUUAGUUUGAAUUCUUACAGCAUCAUGUUUGUAUAUGAAGGGAUUUCAUUUGGAUCAUGAUAAUUGAGAUCCCUCAUGCCACCUGAUGAUUGUUAAUUUGAUUCGAUGUCAAUGUGAUUAAUUUUAAUUACUA
This is a messenger RNA of Cynara cardunculus var. scolymus (artichoke), 1816 nucleotides long. RefSeq names its product 3-ketoacyl-CoA synthase 1. Gene Ontology annotation, cellular component: membrane. Bases 1 to 1581 code for a protein of 526 amino acids. The record is from RefSeq and is a predicted model, not a curated record. Lineage: Eukaryota; Viridiplantae; Streptophyta; Magnoliopsida; Asterales; Asteraceae. The transcript has a single exon. Gene Ontology annotation, biological process: fatty acid biosynthetic process. Gene Ontology annotation, molecular function: acyltransferase activity, transferring groups other than amino-acyl groups.